This is a messenger RNA of Fundulus heteroclitus (mummichog), 1706 nucleotides long. Its product is annotated as plexin-C1-like. NCBI's taxonomy places the organism in Eukaryota, Metazoa, Chordata, Actinopteri, Cyprinodontiformes, Fundulidae. The annotation marks the transcript as partial. The transcript is spliced from 7 exons. Gene Ontology annotation, molecular function: protein binding; semaphorin receptor activity. Gene Ontology annotation, biological process: regulation of GTPase activity; semaphorin-plexin signaling pathway involved in axon guidance; negative regulation of cell adhesion. The record is from RefSeq and is a predicted model, not a curated record. Gene Ontology annotation, cellular component: semaphorin receptor complex.
UCUGUGCUGCCCCUUCAGGACUUUUAAGAUGGAACCGUGUAAUGCACUUCUCCUUUCUGCAGAGCCGCAGCACUUUCACGCACAUCUCUGCAGAGACUCAGAGAGCAAAGUGUCCUGCGGUUCAUCACUGUCUCAGUCGGAGCUGCUGCCUCCUUUGGGUCGAGAUGCUCCUGCUGCUCGGUCUGCUUUGCUCGAUCUGGGCAGAACCUGCUCAGGGUCUGGAGGAGGACGGAGGUUUUAGGUUUGAAGGGGACCUCCGCCUGCUGACAGUGAGCAACGACUCUGUUUACAUCGCUACAGAGGAGAAGCUUUACCAGCUGAGCCAUGACCUGGUUCUGAUCCACAGCCUGACCCAAAGAGGGAUCUUAAAGAACCCGAAUGACGAGAACAGUCAGGAGUUUUACCGAGUCUCUAUGAAUGGUGCCUGGAACAAAACUUUCACUGUUAAUGUUUUAUUACCAUUUGUGAACAACGACACAUUGAUCAGCUGUGGUGCAACUGAGCAAAAUUGUGGUUUCUGUGAGGUUCUGGACCUGAAGAACAUCUCCAAAGUUCUCCACAAAGAACUCAUCCAGGUGGGUCCUCUGAGGAGCAUCAGUGGCUCUGUCAGCUUUCUGGUGGAUGUAAAGGAUUCAGUGCAGACUGAGACUUACAUCCUGACCGCCAUAGAGAAUCACACAAAGACAGAGAAGAAGACAGACAGCUGUCCCAGUGAUUUAGGGAUGAUCAACCUUCACAACACAAACUACAAGCAGGAUGGGGACAUAUUUUCAUUUAGUGGACCAAAUAUUCCCCCCAGGAUCACGGCUAAAGCUGAUGUAGAGUUUGUGGAUGGUUUUCAAAUCAACUCAACGGUGUAUCUGUUCUCCAACGUGGCAUCAGGAAAUAAACCCAAUAAAGUUUGUCUGGUCUGGCUUCAGGCUGAAACCAGUAAAUCUGAGACUCUGAAGUCUCUGCAUGGAGCGACUCUCAGGACCUCUGAUGGAGGUGAAGACAGCAAACUCCUGGCCUCCUCAGUCAUCCCAGGUGGACAGCAGGUCCUUUGGAGCGGAGUGUUCAGUUUGGACGGAGGACCGACCAACACCGAGCUGCUGUUGUUUGACAUCAGUCCUGAUGGGUAUAAUCAGACAUACACAGAUCCAGACUGCUUUAACAAACCAAAGACGUCAAACAAGCAGUCAGAACCACAUACCCUGAAACCAAAGGUUGUUCUUCUCAAACACAAUCACAUGAGAUCUGUGUUGGCAGUACGACACGAUGGCUGGAUAGUCUUCUUCAUUGGAACAACAGAUGGACUGCUUCUCAAGCUUGCUGUGGACAUCAACCAUAAACCCACCUGUCCAAAGGUUCUCUAUAGGGCCGGUGGCAAGCACAAGUUUCCCAAAAUCCAUUUGGAUCAAGUAGAUCCGAAGCAUGUUUAUUUGCAGUUUGAAAACAAGAUUGAACGUGUUCCAGUGUCAAAAUGUGGCGUCCACCAAAAUGUGAAGGAUUGUUUGUCUGCACAGGAUCCCCACUGUGUGUGGUGUGUCUCUGCUGACAGCUGCACAUUUAAAGACCACUGCACAGAUUCAGAGUGGUUGUCCAUCCCUAAUGAAUUGCAGACAAAAAUGGUUUCCCAUCAAGUUAUGAAGGACUCCCAUGGAAAGAUCAAAUUAAUGAUCCAGACACAUCUGACUGUGGAGCAGAAGCUUCAUUUUAACUUCACC